GUGCACGCCGAUCGACUUAUCGCCUCUUGCGCAGAAUUAUUGGGCGUCGACGUGACUACAGGCGAUGAUGGCAACGUUGGCCGAUCUUCUGACGACGCAAUUGCCGCUAUUCGAGCGGUGUAUGGAGAGCUUGCCAACGUUUUAACCACGUUUACCUGGCUAGUCACUCACAUUGGGAGGGAUGGCACCGAGCCAGUGUUCGAGCUGACCAUGAAGUUGAUGUUCAGCUCGCGGUGCUUCGACUACUGGGAUAGGUUGAUGUUGUUUGGCGGGCACAUCCAAGGUCGGCCUUUGGACGAGGAGGCAAAGCAAAGGUGGGCUAGGCUCUACGGAGAGCCUUACAGAGGCGAUGUCGAGAGUGAUCAAUGA
Colletotrichum paranaense is the source of this 369-nucleotide messenger RNA. RefSeq lists its product as uncharacterized. The record is from RefSeq and is a predicted model, not a curated record. The transcript has a single exon. The annotation marks the transcript as partial. NCBI's taxonomy places the organism in Eukaryota, Fungi, Ascomycota, Sordariomycetes, Glomerellales, Glomerellaceae.